Pantherophis guttatus is the source of this 2165-nucleotide messenger RNA. The record is from RefSeq and is a predicted model, not a curated record. NCBI's taxonomy places the organism in Eukaryota, Metazoa, Chordata, Lepidosauria, Squamata, Colubridae.
AUGGCAGCUGCAAUGGUGCACUUUCUGGCGCCCACCCGACAACUGGGCAGAGAACCGGUUGCUAAAAGUUUUGAAUCCCACCCCUGCCUUUUCCUUAAACGGGUGUCUGCUUUCUUGCCCCUCCUGCUCUUUCAGCCGGUGUGUAAAGUGACCCAAAGGCAGCUGAACAUCACGGUGAAGAAGAAGGAGAGCCACUGGUGGGAGAGGCUGACCAAGCAGGAGAAGCGUCCGCUGUUUCUCGCUCCAGAUUUUGACCGAUGGCUGGACGAAUCGGAUGCCGAGUUGGAACUGAAGGCCAAGGAAGAAGAACGGAUAAACAAAAUCAGUAUCAAGAACAGAACCCCCAAAGAUCCUUUCCGACACUUGAAGAGAGGCUAUUUGUUCAUGUACAACCUCGUGCAGUUCCUGGGCUUUUCCUGGAUCUUUGUGAACAUGACUGUCCGGCUAUUCAUCCUGGGGAAAGACUCUUUCUCAGAUACUUUCCACAUGAGUGGGGACAUGAUGUACUUCUGCCAGAUGUUUGCCUUGAUGGAGAUUGUCAAUGCCUUGAUAGGCCUCGUCAAAGCUCCUUUAGCUCCUGUUUGUAUCCAGAUCUUUGGGAGGAAUUUUAUAUUGUUUGUAGUUCUUGGAAGCGUGGAAGAAAUGCAGAGCAAAGCAGUCGUCUUCUUCAUCUUCUACAUCUGGAGCACGGUUGAGAUCAUCAGGUAUCCCUUCUAUUUGCUUUCCAGCAUUGAUGUAGAAUGGAAAAUUCUUACUUGGCUUCGAUACACCAUAUGGAUGCCUCUCUAUCCACUGGGAAUGUUGGCAGAAGCUGUAGCCGUGAUCCAGGCCAUUCCUAUCUUCAACAGCACUGGAAAAUUCAGCUUCACCAUCAAUUAUCCACUGACCAUCACCGUUCCGUUUUCUGUCUUUCUGCAGCUCCAUCUCAUCUUCUUGUUCUUAGCACCGUUUAUCCUUUUCCGUCACCUCUACAAGCAACGGCAGCGGCGCCUUGGACCCAAAAAGAGGAAAAUGCACUAAUUGGAGUCUCUUUUUUUUCCUAAUCUUCCUCAAAGAUGGGCGCAGGGGGUGGGUGGGCUUCCAAACCCUUUUCCUUGCCCCAUUAACCCGAAAACUGAUUUUGUAGUCGUGAUGACACACGUCUUCCUUGCCUGAGACCAGAAAGUAGAGCCGUCCAGCUAACAUUUUCCUUUGCACCUCACUCCCUUCUCGGGGAAGCUAAACAGGGGAUCCAUGCUAAAAACCUCUUUCCUAUGAAAUAGAUCUGGAGCCUUGAGUGAAAAGGGGGAAAAAAGCAUAAAAACUCUGCUGCCCGAGAGAUGCAGAAAAGGGUUUCCCAAACACCAACCUGACAAGGAUCUAAACAACCUAGAAACAUAGUUAAGACUGAGCCGUGAGUAACUUUCCUGUGGCUUUAAAGGAGCGAGUGGUUUGUUAGGAUCAAUUUUACUUUUUUCCUCACCCCGACAGUAAAAAUGACUAAAUCUGGAGAGGGCAAAUUCAUUGCCUACUUCUUCCUAGUGGCGUUCUUGUAUUGGAUUCUUUAUCGUCUGUAAACUUCCUGACCUACAAGUAAUAAAAACUCAAAUCAGAUUUAAAAUAAGAGCAGGCCUCUGCAGGAAAACCCCAGGGAGCAGAGGCUUCCUGGUAGUAAAGAACAGAGCUGGUUCAAAUCCUCGAAGGCUUGAAAAUGCUGGUUUCUGGUUAAAGAACACUGACGGUGUCAACUUUCCAACAAGCUGAAUCUACAGUGCUAGAUUCGAGGAAAGGUGCCAUUCGGACAUUAAGGGAAGGAAAGAUGGAGAAACUGCAUCUGUUUGGGUGUGAGUCACUCACAGCAAUCGGAAGGCAAACUUUGCAUUCUCGAGGCUGUGUGGAGUUUUUUUUUUGGUUUCUCCAAUUGGGCAAAUGGGUUUUGGACCAAGGCUGCUGUCUUGAUGCUAAUUUUCCUUCUGAGCAGCGAGAGCAUUUGGUGGUGGCAUUUAACAUUUUUCACCCCUCUUAAAUUUUCAGCAGGGUUCCCCCCUCCCCGGUGGUAUCCCGCAAAGAGGGCUAUUAACGUAUUCAGGGGUGGGGAGUUAGUUUAACAAUUUACAGUGCAGGCACUUUGUUAUGGACAAGGCAAAUCAAAGGCAUAUUUCUAAUAAUAAAUCCUUCUAAAAACA